UCCGCCGCGGUGGCCGUGGCCCCGCCACCGAGAACCGCCGUGUGGGGCUGGCCUGAUUUGGAGCGGCAACCCCCGGCGUGGCAACGACGCAGCCGCCAGCCGGCGGAGGUAAGGGAAAGGUAACAUGUGCGGCCAGGAGGAGGCUGGAGGCGGUUGUAACUUCCACGCGACUGCAGCAGCCAGCAGGCGUGCGGCACGAGUCGCGUAGCCUCUCGCGUUCGGCCCGCCGGCUUCCCCUCGGCCGCGCGCGAAUCUUCUCGACCCGUCCAGCCAAGAAACCCAAUCCAGUCCCAUUCCGCCAUGGCUGUCCUUCGCUAGCUUCUCUGUUCUCUCCCCCCGCCUGCCCGCCCGCGGGUAUAUAAUCCCCCUCCUCCGGGCUUGCUUCCUUCAGCAACCAUCCAAUCCAACCACCACCUGACCUGAGCAAGCGCAAGCGACCAACGCACGCAUCGAUUUGAGCAAACUUGGGGACGACAGCAAUCUCCCUUCAGUUCCGUUCCGUUCCGUUCCAUGGACAAGGUGCUGGCGUUCUCGAUCCUGAGCGCGUCGCCGGCCGACAUCUCCGCGGGCGCCGGCUCCGGCGGGAGCUGGGCGCGGCUGUCGUGGCGGAGGUGCGCCGACGACCAGCAGGCCGCCGCCGCCGCCGUGGCGGGACGACAACGGGAGGAGCAGGAGGAAGACAAGGACAAGCGAGGCUCGUGCUCCCGCUCCCGGGGAGGAGGAAGAGCGGCUCCUGCGGCGGCGCCGCGGUUCGCGCCGGAGUUCGACGGCAUCGACUGCUUCGAGACCAUCGUGUCGCACUGAUUUCAACCAAUCAUCACUACGGCUCGGGAGACGCACGCACACGCCCUUGAUGAGUUGACCUCGUCGUCACCAUUGAUUAUUUUUUCUUCAACAUAUUUUUAUAGACUCUGAUCUGACAUCUGAGGAUGCAGAAUUGCUGAUCGAUCGAUCCAUCGAUGGAGCGAUCAGCGUGUGUGUGUGUGUGUGUUCAUUGUCUCAACAAUAGCGUAAUUGAGACCGUGUGUUGUGUAGGCUAGUACUCACUUAUCAAGAGGAACAUUGUUAUUCUCCUCUGCAUUCUUAUGUAACCACUAAUCAAUUUUGUGUGCACAGUUCAUCGAUCCCUCUCGCAACCGCA
Messenger RNA from Sorghum bicolor (sorghum), 1141 nucleotides. RefSeq lists its product as uncharacterized. The transcript has a single exon. NCBI's taxonomy places the organism in Eukaryota, Viridiplantae, Streptophyta, Magnoliopsida, Poales, Poaceae. The record is from RefSeq and is a predicted model, not a curated record. The coding region runs from base 511 to 804 and encodes 97 amino acids.